Molecule: messenger RNA, 2775 nt
Organism: Mastomys coucha (southern multimammate mouse)
Lineage: Eukaryota; Metazoa; Chordata; Mammalia; Rodentia; Muridae
Gene: Ddit4l
Product: DNA damage inducible transcript 4 like
Exons: 3
Coding region: 259-840 (193 amino acids)
Biological process (GO): negative regulation of signal transduction
Cellular component (GO): cytoplasm
Source: RefSeq, a predicted model, not a curated record
GGCGUGCCGGCCAGGAGGGGAGGCGGGACCUAUAAAGCGCUCUCCAUUCGGGAGGCGGAGCGGCCGGGUGCAGCCUGUGCUGGUGGGCGCGGUGGCCCGCAGCCAUCCGCUAGCUGCAGGACUGUGCAGGAGACCACUGUCCAAGCUUCGGACUACUGAGGGGCUCCUGCCUCGGUUUACCCUUCAGCGUCUGGUGAAAUCCGGCAGCGCCUAGGGAAAGAUCCGUUCUGCUCCGCGAGGAAAACAGAGCCGUUGACCAUGGUUGCAACGGGCAGUUUGAGCAGUAAGAACCCGGCCAGCAUUUCAGAGUUACUGGACGGUGGUUAUCACCCUGGGAGUCUGCUAAGUGAUUUCGACUACUGGGAUUAUGUUGUCCCUGAACCCAACCUCAAUGAGGUGGUAUUUGAAGAGACAACGUGCCAGAAUUUGGUUAAAAUGCUGGAGAACUGUCUGUCUAAGUCAAAGCAAACCAAACUUGGUUGCUCUAAGGUCUUGGUCCCUGAGAAACUGACCCAGAGAAUUGCUCAAGAUGUCCUGCGGCUCUCAUCCACGGAGCCCUGCGGCCUCCGGGGUUGUGUUAUGCAUGUGAACUUGGAAAUUGAAAAUGUAUGUAAAAAGCUGGAUAGGAUUGUGUGCGAUGCUAGCGUGGUGCCGACCUUUGAGCUCACGCUUGUGUUUAAGCAGGAGAAUUGCCCGUGGACCAGCCUCAGGGACUUCUUCUUCAGCAGAGGUCGCUUCUCGUCGGGCCUCAGACGAACCCUGAUCCUCAGCUCAGGAUUUCGACUUGUGAAGAAGAAACUGUACUCUCUGAUUGGAACGACAGUCAUUGAAGAGUGCUAAGAAGGAAAAACAAUGAAAGGCCCCGAAUGAGUGGAUAAUAAACCUCUGAAGCUAUCCAGCCAGUCGUUUGUAGUUUGCCUGCUUGUCCUCACCAAGAAAUCCCAGAUUUAGGUCAUUUCCUGUCUGUGUGUGUCACCCACAGCAACCUGUUUUAACGGCUGAUUUUUUUUUCCAGCUUUUAAGACGUAAUCCAAGAGAGCAAAUUGCCCACAUAUAUGUCCAUAUGGGAUAGAAUUGAAUAAGGAGGAAAAAGAAGAUAUCUCCUCUAAUUUUAUAUUUGGUUUCAUAUUUAGCAGGUAGUCUUAGCAACAGAGGAAGAUCCAGUUUGCCUAAUUUGACUUUCAUGUGCCCAGGGCUUGUUGUUAUUGUGCCCACCUCUCUCUCUCUAUCUCUCUCUCUCCCUCCCUCUCUUCCCCCUCCCUCUCUUAGAGUCAUCUUCUCAAUGGCAGGACCUUCCUAGAUAGUUUCCAGUCCAUCGAAACAUGUAGAGAUCAGCACCACCUGCUUCCCACCUGAAUUUGAAGAGCUUUUACACAAGGGGCGGGUACAGUUAAAGUGAUAAGCUUGCCUGAAGCCUUACAUAGAGUGAAUAAACAUAAAAGCAUGGCCUCCCUGCCUGGUGUCCUCCCCACACCCGUGCCCAAGAGACAAAAGAAGCAUGCAUCUUACUGGAAUGAUUACAUGAUUGCUUUCAGUGCCUUUGUAGUAGUAUGUCAACUUGGCUUUCCUAGUUAUCAACUGUUGAAUGUUGUCAUUUUUUAUAUUGUCUUUAGUUAGAAAAAAAAAAAGAUGACUGGCUUUUGCACAUAGUUGAUUUGACUGAGCAAAUAUUGAUUACCCAUCUCUAAAGACAGAGAAGGGUAAUCUCAGAUCCCAUCCCUCUCAGAUCCACUUAGUGGCUGCUUUAUGCCACGCAGAUGCUUCCUCCGCCGUGAAGGUCUCACCACAUGGAAGUUAGCUCAUCUCCAGUCUUUUCUAGGAACUGGAUCACCUUUCCUUAGCUUCACACUUCUUUUUAGUUACCAAUGUGCUUAUAUUCACAGAGCCUGAUUUGACUCUGAGAUGUUGUUGCUACUACAGACUAGAUAUGAACGCCCUAUAACAACUUAAGACGAUCACUGCACAUCUCCAGCUCCAUCCACCAUAUUACACACCCAUGCCUAGGGAAACAGUAAGUGCCUUGUUUGCUUAGCUUUUGCCUUAUUCCCAGUAACUAGAUGAUUCUCUGUUGUUAUGGCCAUGAGACAAUUUACCUUCCGUAACUCUGCUCUACUCAGCAAAGUCUUUUCUUCCUUGGGUCAUGGAAGGUCCCAUAUUCAGGUCUCCUGCCUGGGCCUUCAGUAUGAGUUUGUAUACCUUGGACACCAACAUGGCUGGGAUAGAUGUCUUCAUCCUGACCUUACACAAACCAGCCUGAGAGAGUUACUGGUCCUGCAGGUGACCUAAGACUUCACUGUUCCAGUGAGCAGGUGUUCUAACAAAUUGUUCUCCAUGGAUGUUUGGGAAGGUACCACAGAGCCAGUCUUCACAAGACUGGGCCAAUAGGCAAAUCUCUGUUGAUCUGUAGGCUUGCAGAUGCUCAAGGCUCUGAAGGUCACUGUGUUUCUGUAGCUGUCUGGAGUCAUGCUGGGAAGGAUGUUGAGGCUUCUCAGGCAUGGACAGAGAUCUUUUACCCAUUAGUAGUUCUCUGGUUCUCCUGCCUAUUUGACUCACAAAAUAGUAAUGGCUUAAGGAGGCUCUUGCAAUGACAGUCCUGUUAAAGUCGAUUUUUUUUAUAAUAAAACAUUAUACAUUUUUAAUUCCCUUGACCUCUUUGUUUUCUUCUGCAUUUGUGUCAUGAUCAUCCAAGAAGAGACUUGACAGUAUUUGGAAAAAGAUAAUGAAUUACUUAUUUUGAAUACUUACACAUCAAUAAAGAAUGCAUCUUUCUCAUAA